AUGUCGGCAUCUCCGGCGAAACGCAAGUUUCCGCCGCCCUUGAACACACUCGGCCUCUUUGAGCCUUACGUCAAGAAUGGCAAGAAAAUCACGGAAGUUGUCAGGUUUGGUAUUUUCAUUAAACACGAAAUUUUAAAUUUUUUUUUUCCUGCAAACAAUACAGAAACUCAGAAUUGAAGGUUUAACCCUGUGGAGGUUUUCUUGGCCGGCUUUCUGCCGCCAAUGUUUGGCUCCAUCUCGGCAAUCGUCAUUGCUUUGGUCUUUCACAACGACGAGAUCAGCAACUAUAACUGGCAGUGCGGAGUGAGUGCUCUUCUUUCUUCCCAAUAAAACCAAAUUUAUCAAGUUUUAAGAUAUCCCUUCGCUUACAUCGAGAUAUAUUCGUUAGAUAAUACAAAGAAAUUCACGAUAACCCAUUGAGAGAGGGGCUCCUGGAAAAAUGUUUAGUAGGGAAUGAUAUCAGCUCACAGUAGGACUUCUGAAUGAGACUAGGCUCACUAGAAGUAGUUUUUUACGCUGGUUCCGAAUCUGUGCUCAAAAAUUGCUUCAAAUGCUUAUGCAAAAAGAUGUGAGCUGUCAAAGUUGAAAAAUUCGAUCUCUUUGUUUAAAUUAAAUUCGGUGGCUUCAAAAUUGAAGUCUCGUCUCAUUUCGAAAAAUCGAGGCAAGUGCUUACCUCGUCACCAAAAAUUUUGCAAAAUUUGCUCCGUCUUGAUCUCAAAAAGCACCACUCGAACAGUCCUGUUUCAGAGGGCCCGCUUGCCGUCGUUGUCUAGAAUCAUCAACCUUCCCGUUGAGAGAACUUUCUGGCAGCUCUUCCUUCUUUUUCAUGUCCCGAUUCGCGUCAUUGAACUCAUAACCGGGUGUCCGUUUUUUUUUCACAUUUUCUUUUCCAAAAUUGACAUUUUUACAGUCUCGCGAUACAAACGGAUGAGAAACGUCAACUACAAACGCACCUGGUUAUACGAAAUUAGCCGCUACGCGUACUUUGUCGUGGGGCUCCUUGAACUCGCAUUUCUGUCUGGCCUUUCGAUUGUCGGAGAACGAGAGAAUAUUCGUGAGACUUUUAUUUCAAAUUUUCGUGCCCAACUUUUCAAAAAAAAAAGUGCCAGUCUUGAAAUGGGGUCAAAAAUCUCAAGUCAAAACGAUUAUCCAGAAAUGCACGUCAUCUUCUUCUACAUCUUCGGCAUUUGCGGCAUCAUUCACAUGAUUGCCAAUAUUUUUUGCCACGCCCAUUCGCUCUACUAUCUCAAUCCUUAUGUAAAUCUUUGCGUUCAAGUUCAAGCCUGAGUAUUUUUCUGCAUUUUUCAGGGACGAUUGUCUUACUAUUUAAAAAUAACCUUCACCUCGCUCUACAUUCUCUCGACGCCCAUUCUCAUUGGCUCUUUUCUACUCUACUGGCGCAAAUGCAUCACUUGGGGCUCGUUUUUUUCACUUGUUUUCGCUUCAUUUUAUACACAAAAAAAUUUGAAAAAUAUAACUUUUUAGCUUAUGACGUUUUCGCAAUUUGCGAGUACAGCGGCGUCUUUCUCAACAUUUGCUUUCACGGCUGUGCCUUUUUCGACAUUCGCUACAAGGUCACGUUUAGGUUCGUAGCUUCAUGGCAAGAAAAAAAUAUCUUUUUUUGAAACUGAAUACACUUGUGACCAUAAUUAUAAUAAUUUAUUGACAGAUCAGCGUGAACCCUAACGAGUUCACUUGGAUCUAGAAUUUGAGAGAAUACAUUAUACAGUUAUACAUCAUUUGAGUCGUGGAGGAAUAGACAAGAAGAUCUCGUGCAAUGGUAGAUUGACCAGUAAAUUUUUUAAAGACUUGGGGUGGUGGCUGAAUUGAAAUUUGGAAGUGAGUUUGUUCCAAGUAGGAAUUGUUUUAAAGAAAAAAUCAUUAGAAGACCAUAAUCAGUUUAAAACCGGAAGCAAAUUGCAGCGUCCGCCGUAUCGAAGACGUGCCGCCGGCCAACAAAGCCCAGGACGACAAGAAGAUGGAAAAGCAUUAG
Caenorhabditis auriculariae is the source of this 1993-nucleotide messenger RNA. Lineage: Eukaryota; Metazoa; Nematoda; Chromadorea; Rhabditida; Rhabditidae. The record is from the annotation of a GenBank genome assembly.